AUGUUCACAUACAACGUGCGACUGGUCCCAGCCGACUCGUUCGCAGAAUCCAUGAUCCGUGGCUUCUUGGGCUUCCAAACAUCGUCCAUAUCGUCCAGCUCGCUGCUGAACAUGUCCAUCGAAUCAGAAGGCUCCAAAAGCUCCUGCCAUGUUGCACUGGUCAGCACCCGUUUGGAUCGAACAUUCGCGGCCUUUAACGACUCGUACCGCCGGUCACAAGACAUCAGACAAACACGGAACUCGGGAAAAUACCAUCGGACCAUCUCCGACGGCGCAAUGGUCCCAGCCUGCGCGUCCUCGUCCAAGGUUUCUGCGAGCUCAGACACAAACGCAGAGUACUCGGCAUUGGUCUUGUCGGCAAUGCGGUUCUUGGAAACAAAGCUCACCAUGAACUCCACCAAAGACUCCUCCUUGACUCCCAAAAACUCCUCCAGCACCUCUUCGGCAGCUUCGCGCAGCUUCCCCACAAGCUCUGGCGACAGCGCAGCGUCUUCGUCUUUCUUGAGCGUGAUCUUGACGGGCUUGUCGCCAAACGAGGCCAUGAACUCGUUCUGUUCGGCAUUCAGGUCCCGCUCCGCAGCGUCCUCCUCUCUGUCCUGGGCGUCCAGCCGUUCCUCGUCCGAUUUCUUCUUGCUCCGGAACGCCAGAUAG
Molecule: messenger RNA, 651 nt
Organism: Ogataea philodendri
Lineage: Eukaryota; Fungi; Ascomycota; Pichiomycetes; Pichiales; Pichiaceae
Exons: 2
Coding region: 1-651 (216 amino acids)
Source: RefSeq, a predicted model, not a curated record